AUGGCUGCUGUGCCACUCAGGUCUCCAGGCCUCAGCGUCAGCACAGGACUCCCAGCCACUCAUCCACACAGGUCCUCUGGUGCCCAAGUAGGUCCACCACCAUCAGCACCAGCACAGAGACUGCUGGCCACCCACCCAUGCAGGAUUCCCAGCCGCUGCCCACGUCCAGGAAUUCCAGCCGCCACUCACAUCCUUAUAAUCCCAAUGAAAGUUGGUUUGGGACAUUUCUUUCAUAUAAAGGGAAUUGUAGAGACCAUCUCCUGGAAUGAAUCAAUAAGUGAAGCAAAUCACUCUGUGGUGACUGAGUUCAUUUUCCUUGGACUCUCCAAUUCUCAGGAACUCCAGAUUUUCCUGUUUCUGUUCUUCUUUGUUUUCUAUGUAGGAAUUGUGUUUGGAAACCUUCUUAUUAUCAUAACAGUGGCUUCGGACUCACACCUUCACUCCCCCAUGUACUUCUUGCUGGCCAACCUCUCACUCAUUGAUCUGUCUCUGUCUUCAGUCACAGCCCCCAAGAUGAUUGCUGACUUUUUCAGAACACGCAAAGUCAUCUCUUUCAAGGGCUGUCUGGCACAGAUAUUUCUUCUUCACCUCUUUGGUGGGAGUGAGUUGGUGAUCCUCAUCGCCAUGGCCUUUGAUAGAUAUACAGCAAUCUGUAAACCCCUACGUUACACUACAAUUAUGUGUGGCAAUGUGUGCGUUGGCAUUGUAGCCGCUGCAUGGGGGAUUGGUUUCCUUCACUCAGUGAGCCAGUUGGCCUUUGCAGUGAACUUACCCUUCUGUGGUCCCAAUGAGGUGGAUAGCUUUUACUGUGACCUCCCUCGGGUAAUCAAACUUGCCUGUACAGACAUUUACAGGUUGGAUAUAAUGGUCAUUGCUAACAGUGGUGUGCUCACUGUGUGUUCUUUUGUUCUCCUAAUCAUCUCCUACACCAUCAUCCUAAUGACCAUCCAGCGUCGCCCUUCGGAUAGAUCAUCCAAGGCUUUGUCCACUUUGACUGCUCACAUCACAGUAGUUCUUUUGUUUUUUGGACCAUGCAUCUUCAUUUAUGCCUGGCCAUUCCCUGUCAAGUCAUUAGAUAAAUUCCUUGCUGUGUUUUAUUCUGUGGUCACUCCUCUCUUGAACCCAAUUAUAUACACACUGAGAAACAAAGACAUGAAGACUGCAAUGAGACGGCUAAAAGGAUAUUUUGUACAUGUGCUUCAGGCCCUCAGAGGAAACCCAGAUUUCCAUCACCAGUAA
Marmota monax (woodchuck) is the source of this 1239-nucleotide messenger RNA. Its product is annotated as olfactory receptor 4F4. The record is from RefSeq and is a predicted model, not a curated record. Gene Ontology annotation, biological process: G protein-coupled receptor signaling pathway. Gene Ontology annotation, cellular component: membrane. The transcript is spliced from 4 exons. Bases 1 to 1239 code for a protein of 412 amino acids. Gene Ontology annotation, molecular function: G protein-coupled receptor activity; olfactory receptor activity. NCBI's taxonomy places the organism in Eukaryota, Metazoa, Chordata, Mammalia, Rodentia, Sciuridae.